AUGCAUAAAGACGAUCCUUCGGUUUUAUUCACACUUAAGACAGAGGCGCUGGAUGAUCGAGAUUACGAUUUAAAUGAAGUAGUUUUUGAACGCUUUAUUGCCAGAACUUUUUGUAUGAAUGUCGAGCUACGUGGGGAUUUCAAAAAAUAUGCAGAGGAUGGACCAUACCUGUCGGUGCCAUCGGGUGCUGAAGGUGGUUGUAAUAAUAUAGUUAGGAAUGAUCUUGGUUAUCGUGUAGAAAGGAUCAUGAGGAAGAUGGGGCGGGAUCAGAAAGCAAUCUUCGAAUACAAAAAGGUCACAGUAGAAGAAAUCGAGGAUACUCUAAUCAUCAUUGCUGCUCAGAAUGAGGGUUCCUCAGAAGCUAUCAAGUCCCUUGCUAAGCGAGAUAAAUACUCUCUCGAUCGUCUUGAAAAUAUAUACUUGAGACUUCAAGGCUCUCAAGCCAAAUGGCUCACGCGUAUGAUUUUUAAAGACUUUGGCUUCGUCAUUCCAGAUAAUGUGGCACUUUCAGCAUUUCAUACGAGUUUCCCUCGAUCUCUUCAGGUGACUGCGAAAUUCAAUAUCAAAGAUCUGGUACCCAUUCGAAGGUGUGGUGAGACGGGUAUAAUCGUAGCCCAUGCUCCUCCGCAAACGGCUAAGAAGACCUUGCCCGUUUCGAAAGACCAAACCAUUUCAGGUCUGUCGGUCGCGCAGCCUGCAGAGUCCAUUCAACUCGUCUCGCCUUCAUCAACUAGGUCUUCUCUCCCCUUGUCUGAAUCUACAGCUUCCUCCUUGAACGCCACACAGAAAGCAACACAAAAACCAUUACCACCAAGCUCUAGCAACAUCAAAUCUCCUCAAAAGAAUCCAAGUCCCCAAGCCCUCUCACCACCAGCAUCUUCCCCGGCAGCGGCAGAAUGCGCACAAACACCCACCUGUCAUUUCCACAACACCCUCUUCAUCCUAGCACCCUGCAUUUCCUCAUUCCUCUGGCUAACCUCCAAUCUCCUCCCAUCCCACGGCGUCACAUACAUCACCUCAUUACUUCCCCUCACCCGCAAAGCCCUCCCCAAACGCUGA
Messenger RNA from Sclerotinia borealis F-4128, 1059 nucleotides. The record is from the annotation of a GenBank genome assembly. Lineage: Eukaryota; Fungi; Ascomycota; Leotiomycetes; Helotiales; Sclerotiniaceae.